CUUUUUUUUAAAUUUUACUGUAACAAUUAUCUCUAAAAGAAAAUACAAUUCAUCAACCUUCACAUUUAUUAUAUUAUACUAUUCUUAUUGUGCUUUUCAUCAAUUAAAUAAAAAGUAACAUGCGCGGUUAAAAUUUGUGAAAUCGCCACGUUACGGGCUUAUCGCAUCGUAAGAACUGUGAUUGUGCCGUUAAUGUUGCAUUAGUGCGUUGCAUACCAUAGUUUCGGUUCGUUAAUUUCUAUAUACGACACAAUGCAAUAAAUAGUAGCGCGUAAAACGCAUUCAGAGAAGUUGCAUUUGUCCGGAAAAAACUGGCGAAAGUUAAGCUUUUGUACUAUUUCAAUUGUAUUUGAACAAUUACAAAUACGUACUUGUAAAGGUUAGAUCGAAUUCGGAAAGAACGUACUACACAGAUCGCAAGGUUCAAUGCAGCUCUGAUAAAAUAAAUCAGGUUUACACGCAGGGAACCCAAAGGCUAAAAUGGAUAAUAGUAAAGUGGAUGAAGAAAAUCAACGUAAUAUUAAUGAUGGGGACUGGAUUUGUCCCGAUUCUCAAUGUGCCAAUGUAAAUUUUGCAAGAAGAAACUCUUGUAAUCGAUGUGGAAAAGACAGAGGAGAGUGUCCUAAGAAAAAAAAAUUGGGACAAGAAAUUGGUAAAGCAGCUGCAGAGAAAAGUAGAGGAUUAUUCAGUGCUGAUGAUUGGCAGUGCAGUAAGUGUGGAAACGUAAACUGGGCCCGGCGACAGCAGUGUAACAUGUGUAAUGCACCGAAAUUCGGAGAGAUUGAAGAACGUACAGGAUAUGGAGGAGGAUAUAAUGAUCGAGGAGUCGUUGAAUAUAAAGAAAGAAGAGAUGAUGAUGACGAGUACGAUGAGUUCGGGCGUCGUAAAAAGAAGCGAAAGAUUGAAAACCGCUCAGAUGACGAUUCCAAAGAUUCUAGGUAUAGCAGCCCGCCACGUAACAAGUCUAAGGACGAGGAUGAAAGAGAUGAAGUAGAGAAUGAAGAAGAUCAAAAUGAUGAAGACGAAGAGGAAGAGGAAGACGAUGAAGAAGAUGGUGAUUUAUCGAAAUACGAUCUUAGUGAAUGGGAUGACUUUGCAAUUAAGAAAAAUACAAAUGGGAGCACUGCAUCUUCAGAAGAACAACAAUCAAGAGAUAAAGAUGACUGGCGCGAUUCGGGAACAUCCAGUCAAUGAGAAGAUGUGCAGAAGGAAAGGUUUGACUUGGGUUUCGGGUAUAAAAUUGGUUGCGACAAUGAAUCGCGAUAUUAAUGGAUGAAAUUGCUAAACGGCACAUUUGUUUUAAACCUUUUAGAGAUAGCAUUAUCGUAUUCCUUAUUAGUUAGAUUCAUAAUGGCAUGGUUAAAAGGAAGAUAUAGUUUUAACAAGCCUGAUGGAGGUCAUAAUUCAAUACUCGUUAAAUAAAUGAUUUUUUACAGGUGAGAGGAAAUCCCAUGAGCGAAAAAUUGCUCGACUACUAAGAGAUAUAACACAACGCAACAAAUUUAGUGAUUUAGUAAGCACCUUUGGAUAAAGUGAUGGACGAUAUACAACUUAUUGCAAAGGGAAUCGAUUAACAAAUAAGCUUUACAUUUCGUGACUGAACUCAUAACUUCGUUUGACUCUAUGGAUGGAGAAUGAAAUGUAGGUUACUUAUUUGCGCAAUAUUGUCCUAAAUAUUGCAUAGUAAUGUGGAAAUUCGUAAAAUGCUUGACGCAGGUAGAAUAUUUCGCUAGUAAAUGAAAACAAGAAAAAAAAAA
This is a messenger RNA of Bombus pascuorum, 1757 nucleotides long. Its product is annotated as zinc finger Ran-binding domain-containing protein 2. Gene Ontology annotation, biological process: RNA processing. The transcript has 7 exons. The record is from RefSeq and is a predicted model, not a curated record. Gene Ontology annotation, molecular function: lipopolysaccharide binding; RNA binding. Lineage: Eukaryota; Metazoa; Arthropoda; Insecta; Hymenoptera; Apidae. The coding region runs from base 481 to 1194 and encodes 237 amino acids.